AUGGCAUUUCAUCCAUCUGCUCUGACGCCAAUCCCAGAGAAUGAAGCAAUUAUUUUAGUCUCCGACUACGAAGUGAUAUUGAACCACAAGACCAAAUCCUCUUUCUCAAUUUGGAAAUGCUCUCACCCGGACUGCAUUGCAUACCCAUACGCCAAGAGAGCCCUAUACUGCCGAAUAGUGCAACGACCUCUCUGGGCACUAAUUUUUAUUCUUGGCAUCCUCAAUCUCCUCACCAUGGCAUCGCAAUACCUUGGUUAUGUCUUUCGACAUGAUCGCGCGUUGGGUAUUUUCCCUGGGGAACAUUCCUCUAGGUUCUCCAACUGGUUUACCCAUGGUGUCACCCCCGUACCAUGCCACUCGCACAACGACUACUGGCGUCGUGUUCCACUACGCUCGGCACUUCGUGCAGGAUGCACCAGCAUCGAGGUCGACGUCUGGCCAUGGGGAAAUGACAUUCUAGUUGGCCAUUCACGCCAAACAGCCCUCCGGGGAACAUUGCAGAGCCUCUAUUUUGACCCCCUGCUAAAGAUGCUCGACACACACAAUGAGCCUCCUUCUCGCCACUGGCCGAAAGUCAUAAACCAGGAAAUGAUCGGGGUGUUUUCCAACGACCCAAAGCAGACUCUGGCUUUGAUGAUUGAUUUCAAAACCGACGGCGAGGAGCUCUGGCCUCUACUUGUCGAACAGCUGAGUCCGUUUCGUGAAAAGGGCUACUUGACCCACUCCAAUGGCUCUGAUGUUGUAUACGGCCCAAUUACUAUCGUCGCCAGCGGAGAUGCCCCUUUUAACCUGAUGUUGGAGAACUCAAACUACCGCGAAAUCUUCUAUGAUGCACCUCUUGACAACUUGACAUUUCCGACCGAGAUAGCGGCAGACGACAGCAAACCAGUGGAUUCCACCUAUAACCCAUCCAACAGCUAUUAUGCAUCAGCAGACUUCCGCACGGCUAUCGGGUCUCUCUCUCUUGGCCGUCUGUCGGAUGCUCAGAUCGCUACGAUUCGGAGUCAAGUACAUGCAGCUCAUGAAUUGGGGCUGAAGGUACGAUAUUGGGGAACUCCCACCUGGCCGGUGGGACUACGGAACCAUGUUUGGAGUGUACUUGUGCGCGAGGGCGUGGAUGUGAUCAAUACAGAUGAUUUGCGUGGUGCAACUAAGCAAGACUGGAAGUCUCAGAACUGGUGGGUUUGGUAG
Messenger RNA from Penicillium concentricum, 1191 nucleotides. RefSeq names its product phosphatidylinositol-specific phospholipase C/glycerophosphodiester phosphodiesterase family protein. The transcript has 2 exons. The record is from RefSeq and is a predicted model, not a curated record. Gene Ontology annotation, molecular function: phosphoric diester hydrolase activity. Gene Ontology annotation, biological process: lipid metabolic process. NCBI's taxonomy places the organism in Eukaryota, Fungi, Ascomycota, Eurotiomycetes, Eurotiales, Aspergillaceae. Bases 1 to 1191 code for a protein of 396 amino acids.